UUCUCAACAAGCAUGGCUGAAUUAUAAGCAUCAAGAUUGUCUAGUACUUAGCUCAUCUUCAAUGCACUGUUUAUAUCAUUGUUCUUUUGUGCCUUCAUAUUGUCCUGAAAUAAUCAAAAUUUAUGUUGGGUUUUUGAGAAAUUACUAAAGCUAAUACGAGUAUUUCGUUUUGGUAAAUUGUCUGGGAAUAUUCUUUGAAAUGCUUUUGCCAUUAUCUAGAUGUCUAAACGCUUCUCAGAUUGGUGAUUUUAAUUCUCAGGUUCGGUUCCGUUAGAGUAUUAAGAAGAACUUCACCUGAUUCUCCAAAUGAUAAAUAUCAAUAGAGAAAUGAAAUUCAUCUCAACCACCAAGAGCUCCAGAGGUUUACACAACGGAGCCUCCAAGAAGAGGUCUCAGUACAUUGGAGUUCUAAGAAAUGGUAACAACUGGCAAAUACAAAUCAACUUAAGUAGCAAGAAGAAGCAUUUUGGAAUCUUCAGCAAUGAGAUAGAGGCUGCAAUUAUGCAAAAUUUCUUCUCUAUUGGGGUCAAUGGCAUAGAUGUUAAAACCAAUUUCAACUAUGAUACGAUUACAGCACAAGGUAUGAUAAUGAACUAUCUCACCAAUGAUAACUUCUCCAGUCCAUCUGACUUCUUAACAAAAGUAUAAUGGAGGACCUAGA
Moneuplotes crassus is the source of this 661-nucleotide messenger RNA. The record is from the annotation of a GenBank genome assembly. Lineage: Eukaryota; Ciliophora; Spirotrichea; Euplotida; Euplotidae.